AUGAGGGAUCCAGAAGGGUUGCAGUCUGUUCUGACUGCGUCGGGACUCUCUCUGCUCGGCUCUGGCCCUGUUCACCGUUUCGAACCAUCCUCAACCCAACCAUUUUGUGGUGAUGCCGAGGGCUGGGGCCCUGUGAGCUCCCUCCGAUGGGAUCUUACGCCAUGCUUCCUUGAUAUUUGGAUUGUGGGUGUCGCCCUUUGGGGUAUACUCUUUGGUGCUGGGGCGCUGUGGUAUUUGUUCACAAAACGUAUCGCCCAGGAUGUUCCUAAAAAUUGGCAUUUCUAUACCAAACUAACCGUUGUUGUUGCCAUAAUCCUUACGACUGCGCUUCAAGCCUCUCUACAGAUCGAACAAUUACCCGGCAUAUGGUUUCGAGAUAUCCGAUUCUACACCUCGAUCGCCACGAUUAUAUCACUCCUUUUCAUCUUCGCAGUACAAUACCAUGAGCAUUGGCGGUCACGAAACCCGAACGGCGUUGUUUUGUUUUUCUGGGUCUUCUUUAUUCUAUCAUACGCUUUGAAGCUGCGGUCGCUGGUGGCAAGAGAGUCAUACAAGAAUCGCCUCCCCUACUUCAUCUCGUUCAACGUCAGUCUUGGUUUAGCAGUGGUGGAGUUCGUUCUUGAAUACCUGGUUCCAAAGAAGCAAAGCGUUUACGAUGCGCUGGGAGCAGAUGACGAGUGCCCGUAUGAAUAUGCCGACAUCUUCUCGGUCCUCACCUUUGGUUGGAUGACACCUCUGAUGAAGUUUGGAUACAAAAAUUUUCUUACCCAAGAUGAUUUAUGGAAUCUCCGGAAUCGAGACACUACCCGGGUCACGGGAGACAAGUUGCAGAAAGCUUGGGAAAUCGAACUGGAGAAGAAGAAACCAAACCUCUGGAUCGCUCUAGCCAGAGCGUUUGGAGGACCAUAUCUCCGUGGAGCGAUGAUCAAAACGGUCAGCGACUGUUUGGCAUUUGUCCAGCCGCAACUGCUUCGGCUGCUGAUUACCUUUGUUGAUUCCUAUCGACCAGGUCGCGAACGCCAGCCAGCUGUCCGAGGCGUGGCCAUCGGUCUGGCAAUGUUCGCAACUUCAAUCUGCCAGACAGCCGCCCUGCACCAGUACUUCCAGCGCGCUUUCGAGACUGGUAUGCGAAUUAAGUCCUCGUUGACUGCAAUGAUAUAUUCAAAGUCACUGCGGCUGUCAAAUGAGUCGAGAGCAACCAAAUCUACUGGCGAUAUUGUUACAUACAUGAGCGUGGAUCAACAAAGACUCGCUGAUCUCGCUCAAUGGGGCCAACAGCUGUGGUCGGCGCCGUUCCAAAUCACCCUCUGCAUGAUCUCGCUCUACCAAUUAGUGGGAGUUUCGUGCUUAGCGGGGGUUGCAGCCAUGGUCGUCAUGAUCCCUAUCAAUGGUUUUAUUGCGAGAUUCAUGAAGAAGCUGCAACUAUCGCAGAUGAAGUACAAGGACCGCCGGUCCCGGCUAAUGACGGAGAUCCUCAAUAACAUGAAAAGCAUCAAGCUCUACGCCUGGGGUUCUGCAUUCAUGGACAAAUUAAGCCAUGUGCGCAACGAUCUUGAGUUGAACAACUUGCGCAAAAUAGGCGCGGCGCAAUCGUUUGCAACCUUCACCUGGUCCUCGACGCCCUUUUUUGUCUCAUGUUCGACUUUCGCGGUGUUUGUCCUCGUCAAUAACAGACCCUUGACAACGGACUUGGUGUUUCCCGCUCUGACUCUGUUCAAUCUGUUGACCUUCCCCCUCACAGUGCUUCCUAUGGUCAUCACGAGCAUCAUCGAAGCGUCGGUGGCCGUGGGUAGAUUGACUGCAUUCUUUACCACGGACGAGCUUCAGGAUGACGCAGUGAGAUUUAUCGACGAGCCCCCCAAACAAGCGGGCGAGGCGUCUGUCUCUAUCAAGGAUGCAACCUUCACCUGGGAUAAGAAUACAGGCAAGAAUGUUCUCCAGAACAUCAACUUUAAUGCCAACAAGGGAGAAUUGACCUGUAUCGUGGGCCGAGUGGGAGCUGGGAAGUCUUCAUUACUGCAAGCUAUGCUCGGUGAUCUUUACAAAAUCAGCGGCGAGACGGUUGUGCGUGGCCGGAUUGCUUAUGCGGCACAGUCGGCUUGGAUCAUGAAUGCGAGCGUCAAAGAAAACAUUGUUUUUGGACAUCGGUGGGAUCCUCACUUCUAUGAGCAAACGGUCAACGCUUGUGCUCUUGUUGAUGACUUCAGACAACUUCCGGAUGGAGAUCAGACAGAAGUAGGGGAACGUGGCAUAUCCCUGUCCGGAGGCCAAAAAGCUCGACUCUCCUUAGCACGGGCAGUUUAUGCCAGGGCCGACGUCUAUCUUAUGGACGACGUUCUCUCCGCUGUUGACCAACAUGUUGGACGCCAUUUAAUCAAUAAUGUCCUUGGUCCCAAUGGACUCCUCAAUGGUAAAGCGAGAAUUCUGGCCACUAAUGCAAUCACUGUCCUUAAGGAGGCAGAUUAUAUGUACCUCCUCCGGGAUGGCACGAUUCUUGAAAAAGGGACAUACCAGCAACUCAUGGCCAUGCGUGGCGAAGUCGCCACAUUGAUCAAAUCCACUACCGCAGAGGAGGAAUCCGAGGGAGAACGCAGCCCAAGCAUUGAAGGAAUGGAGUCUGAUGACUCGACAACCGUUGUCGGAGCAAACGGCAGCAGCACGCUGGACGAACUUGAUGACGAGGAGGUUGAAGAAUCACAACAAGAAGUCGGGGGACUGGUGCCUAUCCACGCAGGGCCCAGUGGUCCCUCAAAAGCCCGCAAGUCCAGCUUCAAUACUCUCCGUCGCGCCUCCACCACCAGUUUCCACGGACCUAUGGGCCGUCUCACAGACGAAGAACACGGGGGUGCACAACUGAAAAGCAAACAGACCAAAGAAAAUGCCGAACAAGGCAAAGUAAAAUGGUCGGUCUACACGAGCUACGCAAAGGAAAGCAAUCUCGUCGCCGUGGGGAUCUAUGCCCUUGCCCUUCUGGCCGCUCAGACGGCACAGGUCGGAGGAAGCUUCUGGCUGAAGAGGUGGUCGGAGAUCAAUGAGUCGUACGGAUCGAACCCCCAGGUCGGAAAAUACAUUGGCAUUUACUUUGCGUUCGGUAUCGGUGGUGCUGGACUGGUUGUCAUCCAGGCUUCGAGAAAGUUACAUGAUCGCAUGGCAUACGCAAUAUUCCGCUCGCCGAUGAGCUUCUUCGACACCACCCCAGUGGGACGCAUUCUGAACCGUUUCUCAAGUGACAUUUAUCGCGUCGAUGAAGUCAUCGCACGUACGUUCAACAUGCUCUUUGUCAACACCGGUCGCGCACUGUUCACCCUCGGUGUCAUCGCUGCUUCGACGCCGAUCUUCCUAGUCCUGGUGGUACCUCUGGGCUUCGUCUACAUCAUGUACCAGAAAUACUAUCUCCGCACCUCGAGGGAGCUGAAACGACUUGACAGCGUCAGUCGCAGUCCGAUCUAUGCACACUUUCAGGAGUCGCUGGGUGGUGUCUCCACCAUUCGUGCAUAUCGACAGCAGAGGCGAUUCACCCUGGAGAACGAGUGGCGCAUGGACGCCAACUUGCGUGCAUACUUUCCCUCGGUUAGCGCCAAUCGCUGGCUGGCCGUCCGCCUGGAAUUCAUUGGGUCUGUCAUUAUCCUUUCGGCUGCGGUCUUUGCCAUCAUAUCGGUGACCACUGGAAGUGGCCUGUCCGCCGGCAUGGUGGGCCUCGCGAUGUCAUAUGCCUUGCAGAUCACACAGUCCCUGAACUGGAUCGUCCGUCAGACGGUCGAGGUGGAGACCAAUAUCGUGUCGGUAGAACGGGUUUUGGAGUAUGCAAACUUGCCCAGUGAAGCUCCUGAUGUCAUUUUCAAGAGCAGACCGAGCAUUGGAUGGCCCGCACACGGGCAGAUCACCUUCAAAAAUUAUUCCACACGGUAUCGCGAAGGUCUGGAUCCCGUCUUGAAGGACAUCAACCUAAACAUCAAGGCUCAUGAAAAGAUUGGGGUGGUUGGGCGCACGGGAGCAGGCAAGAGCUCGUUGACGCUGGCGCUCUUCCGAAUCAUCGAGCCAAUAUCUGGCUCUAUCAGCAUCGACGGGCUGAAUACUUCGUCGAUUGGUCUGCUAGAUCUGCGGCGGCGGCUGGCUAUCAUUCCUCAAGAUGCCGCUCUAUUCGAAGGCACGGUUCGUGACAAUUUGGACCCGCGCCAUGUCCAUGAUGACACUGAACUGUGGAGUGUGCUUGAACACGCUCGUCUAAAGGAGCAUGUCUCGAGCAUGCCGGGCCAAUUGAAUGCGGCCAUUCAUGAAGCUGGUUCCAAUCUGAGCCAAGGCCAACGCCAAUUGGUGUCUCUGGCGCGUGCGCUGCUCACACCCAGCAAUAUCUUGGUCCUGGAUGAGGCUACCGCAGCGGUAGAUGUGGAGACCGACAGGAUGCUCCAGACCACGCUUCGAAGCAGUAUCUUCCAGAAUCGCACGAUCAUCACCAUUGCGCAUCGCAUCAAUACCAUCCUGGACUCGGAUCGUAUUGUGGUGCUGCAACAAGGGCGGGUAGCGGAGUUUGACACCCCAGAAGAGUUGAUCAAAAAGCGGGGCUUGUUUUAUGAGCUUGUGCGUGAAGCCGGAUUGCUCGAUGGGUUCGGCAAUGGUACAGCGAGUGCCAUCCAACAUUAG
Molecule: messenger RNA, 4641 nt
Organism: Fonsecaea erecta
Lineage: Eukaryota; Fungi; Ascomycota; Eurotiomycetes; Chaetothyriales; Herpotrichiellaceae
Exons: 8
Coding region: 1-4641 (1546 amino acids)
Biological process (GO): transmembrane transport
Cellular component (GO): membrane
Molecular function (GO): ABC-type transporter activity; ATP hydrolysis activity; ATP binding
Source: RefSeq, a predicted model, not a curated record